AUGUCAAACGAACAGAAGAUUGUGCAAGAAGCAAACGUUGACGAAGAACAGGCUCCUCCUGCCCUUCCAACCACUGAACCUCCGAAGGAUGAUGUCGGUAAACCGGCCGAACCUGAAGUCACCGAAGCUCCAAAGAGCGAAGAAAAACCUGCAGAAGAAGCAUCAAAAGAUGAGAAACCAACUUCACGUAUCUUCAAACGCCCUACAUUGAAGUGGGGAAAGAAACGUGAUGAGCCAUCUGCUCUCAAAGAACCGGAGCAAGCGAAGGACAUUCGCGAUGAUACUCUCGGAUGGAUUGCGCAACAAAUCCCUUCAGCUGUUCACAAGGUGAAUUACCAUUUGUUGGACUGGGCUCAGAAACUGGCAUACGAGGACUCAGAACGACCUGAUUUACCGGGUAAAGACGGAUCAAUAACUCGUAAUCAGUUCCUGGCUCACUUGCGUGAUGGAAAAUUGCUCGUUAACUUAGCAAACAAACUGCAGGUGACGACUAUUUUCGAUUCACAUUUACUCGUGACUGCACUUACGGCACGUCAUAGUUUAUGCAUCUAUGAAAAUUUUGAGUGCAUUUUCAAAUUCAAAUUUUCAAAUGACCAAAGUCCUGGUUCGGUUGUUGUUGAACCGGAAGUAACAUCGGAGGCGGCGCCAGUACCAGUGAGCGAACCAGAGAAGCAAGCUGAAGGAUCUGCGGAAGGAGAGGAGAAAAAGGAAGAGGCAGUGGUGGAGUCAACAAAAGCUGAGGAAAAGCCAGCCACCCCUGUGCAAAAGACACAGAAAGAGAAGCAGUACGAUAUAGUGAACAAGUUCACAACGUGGGCAAACGAUUGUCUUGGUCUCGGUGAAGGGAAGGCUAUGACUACUGCAGAUCUUCUUGAAAAGGGUAAAGCUGGUUAUCCAGCCGUAUUUGAAACCCUCUGGCAACUUGCAAUGAAAGCGCAGGAUAAAUUUCAGCAGCAGGGCAUUGAUGUUGAAGCUGUGGUUGCUGCUGCAAGCCAAGUUGUUCGCACGAACAUCAUUCAGACCAUCCUCAACUUUUUCAAGCGUCGUUCACCGCCUGUCUCUGACAAAAAAGAUGACCAUACCGAUCCUGCUGCUGGCGACGCUGCGCCAAAUGCACCUGAAGGUGAACAAGUAAUUGAAGAGGAAUGCAAGAAAAUUGAUGCAUUAACGUCGGCCCCAGUGGCAGCGAAUUAG
This is a messenger RNA of Angiostrongylus costaricensis, 1194 nucleotides long. The record is from the annotation of a GenBank genome assembly. NCBI's taxonomy places the organism in Eukaryota, Metazoa, Nematoda, Chromadorea, Rhabditida, Metastrongylidae.